Messenger RNA from Dibothriocephalus latus, 225 nucleotides. The record is from the annotation of a GenBank genome assembly. Lineage: Eukaryota; Metazoa; Platyhelminthes; Cestoda; Diphyllobothriidea; Diphyllobothriidae.
AGCCUCCUCCGCACGGAAUCUUCGAUUCCCGCAUCCCUGCGUGCAAUUAUUAUGUCACUGGACGGACUGAUAAUUGGCCUCGUGGGCUUUCUCCGCCGGCAUCCCCUCUUUCGCCUUUUCUUCAUCCUCUACCUCUUUUUCCUCCAUCUUUGGUUUGGUUUCGCCUUCUUCCUCUAUGCUCCGGCUCCGCUGACGUCCUCACCGCACCCCGUUCCCCACCCGUAG